ACCUUCAACUUGCAACCAGGUCUUCUUUUUUGAUGCCACUUGCAAGUGGACCCUCGACUAGCACCGGGACCCUUUCUUUUUGAUGCCACUUGCAAGUGGACCCUCGACUUGCAACCGGGUCUUCAUUUUUUCAUGCCACUUGCAAGUGGACCCUCGACUUGCAACCGGGUUUUCUGUUUUGAUGCCACUUGCAAGUGGAGCCUCGACUUGCAACUGGGUUUUAUGUUUUGAUGCCACUUGCAAGUGGAGCCUCAAGGUGCAAGCGGAAUUGAAUUGUUACUCACAACAUCCAGAAUGUUUUGAUGAUGUUCUAAACUGAUGGACCAGAUAGGCGAAUGGGUAAGGUGGAAUCAUCUGCAGAAAAUUAGCUCCAUUGCCUUGCAUUUGAGAAAGCCUCGGGUCAAACACCAUUCCCAGGGUACUGGGAGCGCACAUGCUACGAUCAAAACAUACAGAAUCGCCGAAGACUCCCGCACAUCUCCGCCGGCGAAACCCUAGCGGCGGCCGGCGAUGGGGGAGUACGCGGCGGUCAAGACGUCGGUGUGGUGGGACAUCGAGAACUGUGCCGUCCCGCGCAGCUGCGACCCCCAGCUCAUCGUCCAGAACAUGAGCUCAGCCCUCGCCACCGCCGGCUACCGCGGCCCCAUCUCUGUCUCCGCCUACGGGGACACCCACCAAAUCGCCCACAACGUCCAGCACGCCCUCUCCAGCACCGGCGUCUCCCUCCACCACGUCCCCGCCGGCAUUAAAGAUGCAAGUGAUAAGAAGAUCUUGGUUGACAUGCUGUUCUGGGCUAUUGACAAUCCUCCACCAGCAAAUUAUCUGCUUAUCUCUGGUGACCGGGACUUCUCUCAUGCCAUUCAUAAGCUUAAAAUGAGGCGAUACAAUAUUUUAUUGGCACAACCUCCAAACUUGUCUCAAACACUUACUGCUGCAGCAAAGAGUGUUUGGCUCUGGAAAAGCCUUGUGGCUGGAGAACCACCAUUAGAACAGUCACCAUACAUAAGCAGCACAUCUUGUGGCAAUAAGGAUGAUUUGGCUACAUCAAGGAACAUAGUUUCUCGUUCUUUGGAUGUGACUCAAGAUGCCAACCCUGAAGUGCAGAAUAUUUUGUGUGAUCGUCAAAGCGGUUCUAACGGCAUGGCAGAUAAGAAAUGUGAAGUUAAGCGACCUCGAGAAAUGGAGACAGACAAUGUGUCCAAACCAGCAAGCAAAAAGCAGCUGAAGAAGAUGAGUGGGCUGGCAAAUACCAGCACUAAGCAAACUGCUGUCAAGAAACCAACACAAGGGCAACUAAAAGCAGUCAAGGGGCAGGGCUUGAUCUGCUAUAAGUGUGGUGAUGGGCACCGUGCUGCAGAGUGCACCUUUAGUGGUGACUGCCACGGUUGUGGCCGACAGGGCCACAAGGACCGAGUGUGCAAAGUGAAUCCUAACAGCAUCGUCAAGUGGCAGCCGGCACAUGCACAAGACUUAGUCACGCCCUCACCGGGGUCUGUCUCCCGGCAGGCAGCCCCUCAUGUGCCUUCUCCACCUCCAGCUUCCCCCGUCGCGGCUGCGUCACCACAGACAACUGCUGAAACUCCUUCUGGCCCAACUUCGACACCACCACGGGAGUGCUUCUUGCAGGAGACUCCUGCCGUGUCAACCCCACCUCCGGCUUCUGCGGCUCCUGUACCGCCACAUACUGGUGUUAGCGAUUUUUCUGCCCCAGCUCACUCUGGAGUCUAUGCCAUGCCGACAGCUGUGUCAAUGGGUAAACCAGACGUGGUGACGCAGCAGACAUCUUCAGCCCCUCAUCCUCCUACGGCGGUUCUAGCUCACCGGCCAAUGGCAGGACCAGGACAGUAUCAUCAAGUGGGUGCUUCUCGGCCGUUUCCAGCUUGGACACCACCACCAUGGUGCUUCUUGCAGGCGCCUCCUGCUGUGCUGAGUCCACCUCCGGCUCCUGUGCCGCCACAUACGGGUGAUGGAAAAUUUUCUGCCCCAGCUCACUCUGGAGUCUACACCAUGUCAACAGCUGUGUCAUUGGGUAAACCAGAUGUGAUGACGCAAUGGGCAUCUUCAGCCCCUCAUCCUCCUACGGCAGUUCUAGCAGCUCACCGAUCAGUCACAGGACAGUAUAAUCAAGUGGGUGCUUCUCAGCUGCAACCUGCAUCUUCAGCCCCUCGUCCUCCUACGGCAGUUCUAGCUCACCAAUCAGCCGCAGGACAGUAUCAUCAAGUGGGUGCUUCUCAGCUGCAUCUGGCAUCUUCAGCCCCUCAUCCUCCUACGGCGGUUCUAGCUCACCAACCAGUCGCAGGACAGUAUCAUCAAGUGGGUGCUUCUCAGCUGCAUCUAGCUUGGACUUUUCCUCCGGGCUACUUCUGGCAGGCAAUGCAGCUUCUCCUGCAGCAGCGCCGCUCGUGACUUCCGUGCCGCCCUGGCGUUGCAGCUUGUCCUGCACCAGCUCACUCCAGAGUCUACCCCAUGCCCUUCCCCUUUGGCAGGCCAUGCUGACAAAGUGACAAGUAUACUCCUAUUGGAUUCUUUGUAUGCCCUUCCCUUCAACCGCCCGAGAGGAGGAAGAGAGGAAGGAGGGCUAUGAUGAAGAAGAGGUGGAGGAGGUUUUCACUAGCUUUAUAGUAGGAGCGUUAGAGGCAAGUUGGGUUGGAGCUGCUACAGCUGCACCUUGCACUCUGGUUGAGGCAGACACCUAGUCCCAACACCUAACCUGCUCUGAUGGCAGAAGCAAGGCGAUGGUACGGAACUUGCAAUUUUGUUGAAGGGGCGUGGAAGCACUGGCGGCGGCGGCGGGGAUAAAUUUAAGAGAAGGGGGGUCACGGCAUGGGAGAAGGGGAGAGAUAACGGGACAGGUGCAUGAAUCUUGAAGCAAAUUACAAGUGCUUAGAGAAGAUACUACCUCUGUUCACUAAUAUAAGACGUUUUUGCAGUUUGAGGGAGUAGAAAUUCCGAAUCAUGUGGCGUACGUAUCUGCGUAUGUCAUUGGAUUGUACUGAAAACAAAGUCACAUGCAAGCUAGAUGUAACAAAUGACAGUUAGGACAUGGGACAGAUGACCUAGGAAUUAUCAGGUUUCUUAGGACAAGGCUUUUUGACAAGAAGUUACUUUCUUAAUAUAUGAUUUGUACCAGUCGUGAUU
Molecule: messenger RNA, 3138 nt
Organism: Triticum aestivum (bread wheat)
Lineage: Eukaryota; Viridiplantae; Streptophyta; Magnoliopsida; Poales; Poaceae
Product: branchpoint-bridging protein
Exons: 5
Coding region: 511-2406 (631 amino acids)
Biological process (GO): regulation of gene expression
Cellular component (GO): peroxisome
Molecular function (GO): RNA nuclease activity
Source: RefSeq, a predicted model, not a curated record